CAAUUAGAUUUUUGCUAUCACUACUAAGAAUUUCCCCACCAAACACUGAAAGAACCAUUUCAACCAAAGAUUAAGUGGAGUCAAGAAAACAAUGAAACCAACAAAGUCUUUAGAAAUAACCCCAAACUCAAAUGAUAAGAGGCUUCGCUUUGUGUUUCUUUUUUUAUUAUUUUUUGGACUCAAGAGUGAUAAGAAGAUAGAUCUCACUAACUGAGGAUGAGUUCGAACGGAGAGAAAGGAAUGAUGAAACGGUCAGAUUUUGCACAGAAGUUGUUAGAUGAUCUUCGUGUAAGGAAGGAGCGGCUUUCAAUCUCUCAGGAUACAGAUAACUAUGCAUAUUCCAACCGAGUAUUCAAGGGAUCUAGAGAAAGAAGAACAAAAUCUACAACAUUUGAAGAGUUCAACUAUGGAGGAUCAGACAAGUCUCUAACUAGUGGCACAGAGGUUUCGAAUCAGAUACUUCCAUACGGAAAAGGCCGGAGCAUAGAUCUAUCAAAAGCAUUAGCAUUUGCACUUGAAAAUGCUGGGAAGGCUACAAGAGCGGAUCCUUCAGGGAAUGCAUCGAUCAUUAGCUUCCUUCAUGAAGUAGGAAAGAGAUCUUUGGGUUUAGGAACAUCAUCGGAAAGAAGAAGCAGUCAGCAACAGCUUUGUUCAAGCAGCCAACAACAGCUUCCCAUGGUUCAUGUUCACAUCAAGGAGAUAUCAAAGGGAGCUCAAAAACUGAAUCAGAUCAUUAAAGCAUGCAGCAACGGCCUCAGUUUUCGAAAAGGAAGGUACUCGUUACAAUAUGGGGAAGAACAAUACGUGGAAGGUGCUAUUGAAUUGGAAGAGUCUCUUCGUUUGCUUGUAGACAUUCAACAAGCUUCUUCCGAGUAUCUCACCAAGAAACAUAGUCAAAACAGAUUCAAGCUACUUGAAGAAAAUGAUGAUGAGGAGGAAGAAGAAGAAGAACAAGAAGAUGUUUGGAAUCGAAAUAACCGAAAGAUAAAAGAAACCGCAAAGGCAGAUAUCGAAAUGAGACUAUUGGCGCUUAACAGCAAACACAGAAGGCAAACAAGUGGCUGCGAAGAUAAACCUCAGAAGGGAAGGAUUCCAAACGUUGUUGCGAAGUUGAUGGGAAUAGGAGAGUUUCCAGAAGAGGAAAAAGAGACCAAGAACAACAAUGAUGCAUCCAUCAAGUAUGCAGAGAGUCUCACAAGGCGUAUAGCCAAUGAAAAUAUUGUUGAGUUAAAGGAUCAAAGAAGGUCAACAUCAUUGGAUUUAGUAUUCCAUAAGGAGACUCAGAGAGCUACUAAUGGUAUAAACUACAAAGACAAGUCUCAACACAAGGAUGAUUCAAACAGCAGAAAAGGAAACAAGAAGGAUGGAGAAACAACGACGAAAAAUGCUAUCAGAAGGAACUCAUCUUCUCCAACAGAUGAUAAGUCUAAGGCGGUCACAAGGAGCCAAGAAAAGCCUUUGCAUAAACUUAGUCUUGGGAAGAAAGAUGAAGCAAAGAGCAUCAAGAAAGCGAAGUUGAAGCCGGAAAGGCAUCAAGAACAUGGCGUAGUGACCAAUCAUCCACCAAAGCCUUUGAGCUCAGUACCAGUCACAGACAAAGCUAAAGCUCCGAGGAAAAGCUUUUCUCAUGUUGUUGUAUUGGAAAAGAAAAAAGGAGGAGAGGUGCAUGAAGCUGAGUUCCGAGAAAAGAAAAAUCAGGUCAACUCUAGUCUAAAUGGUGGAUUUUGCAAAGUAAGGAAGCAACCAGAGAAUCAGAAACCUGUUUCUAAAGAAGCAAAUGGAAAACAUGAUCAGUUACUCGGAGGUUACAAUGACAGUAAUAAGACCAAAGCUGUAGAAGCAGAGAGAUGCAUUAAUACUUCUGAAAUGGUCCAAUCAUCAAACAGAAAUGUGUUUGAGCAAAAGAAAGAUAUCAAAGAUGACUCAAUUCUGUUAAUAGCUGCCGAGAGAGUCCUAUGCCAAGCUCCAUCAGACAAUCAUCAUGAGAUUAUGUUUACAGACGUGGUGGAUCAACAAGCUCCAAUAUCUAAUUCUGAUGGAAAUUCUGAAAGAUUUUCCAAGGCAGUAUAUAAAGUUGUUUCAGCAAGCGAAGGGGAGGUUGAAGCUGGCAUACCCUUGUUGGAGAAGCGACAAGAAGACCAAAAGCAAGACACGAAAGAUACACUGUCUGAAAAUGAAAUGAACCUCAAGAAGAUAGUUGUGAAAAGUCAACUAUUUCUAGACACAUUCGAGGCACUUUUCAAACUUAACAUUCCUCUCAGUGUCCUUCGUGAAGUUGGCGGGAACAAUUACUAUCAAGAAGACAAGAACCUACUCCUCGACUGUGGCUACGAGAUAAUGAAACGAAAAGGAAGAUUUCAAGAGUUAAGUGUCCAUCCUUUCGUGAAGGUAGCCAUCAGUUCCUCUAAAGUAAACUCACUGGACCAUAUUGUUAGACAAUUAAGCAAAGAGUUCGAGAAGCUGAGAACCUACGGUAGGGAGUGCUACACUGAAUCACUUGUUCAAGACUACUUACCAAAAGUGUUGGAAAGAGAUGUUCACCACAAAGACCCGAACUUAAACUCCAUGUGGGACAUGGGUUGGAAUGAUUCAAUGAACGCCUUCAUCGAAAAAGAUGAUGUUAUAAGGGACGUAGAGAGAGAAGUCUUCAAUGGACUCCUGGAGGAGAUAACCAGAGAUCUUAUAUGCAUAUAGAUGUUACUCUUAAUUUUCCGGGUCAAAAGUGAGCGUUUUAGGUUCGAGACAUUAAAUCCUUUUCCUUAAUAUUUUGUUUGAAAGUAUAUUUUUUACC
Messenger RNA from Raphanus sativus (radish), 2791 nucleotides. RefSeq lists its product as uncharacterized. The coding region runs from base 217 to 2694 and encodes 825 amino acids. Lineage: Eukaryota; Viridiplantae; Streptophyta; Magnoliopsida; Brassicales; Brassicaceae. The record is from RefSeq and is a predicted model, not a curated record. The transcript has 5 exons.